AUGACUGACGCCUUUCUGCUGGGAUUAUUAUGCUGCCUACUACUGCCUGUUCUAUGGCAGCCAUCGUUGGCAACCCGCGAUUUCGAGAUCCGUUGGCGGGACAUCAACUGUUCGGUCAUUGACCCCACGACUGCGGAGGUCUUUAAGUGCGAUAUUGUGGAGAUGCCGAGGAAGCAGGGAAAUUUCCUGAACACAUUCCUCUUGCUGCGCCGACCUGUCCCAAAAAUGUGGGUGGAACUGAGUGUGGGUCAGAUCGCCGACAGAAAAGAUCGAUUUGUUCAGCAACUUCUGAAAAUUCGUGUGGAUGGCUGUCACCUGAUCGGUUUUCGCAGCAAGAAUCGCAUUAUAAAUGCAAUUAUCAAAAAGCUACUGCAAUCGGGAAACUAUCCAGACUCCUGUCCCCUUUUAGCGAAUGUCAACUAUACGUCCACACGUUUUGCCCUCAAUCCGGAUCACUUUCCGGCCUACAUGCCGGAGAUGAAGUUCAACACGAAAUUGGUCUUCCAGCUGGGAAGGAAUACUGGCCUGAUCAGGGCCAGUGUGGAUGCCGAGGUGAUGAGACGAUCGUAAAGAGAAAUAUUU
This is a messenger RNA of Drosophila rhopaloa, 582 nucleotides long. RefSeq lists its product as uncharacterized. The transcript is spliced from 3 exons. The coding region runs from base 1 to 570 and encodes 189 amino acids. Lineage: Eukaryota; Metazoa; Arthropoda; Insecta; Diptera; Drosophilidae. The record is from RefSeq and is a predicted model, not a curated record.